GUUCCACUUCUGACAACAUGAGCUGCUACUAUGGCAACUACUAUAGUGGGCUGGGCUAUGGCUAUGGUGGCCUAGGCUGUGGCUAUGGCUGUGGCUAUGGUUGUUAUGGCUAUGGUGGCUAUGGUUAUGGAUGCUGCCGCCCACUCUGCUACAGAAGAUACUAUUCCUAUGGCUUCUACUGAGGCUUUUCCUCAGCUCCUGAGCCUAUUGGCUGUCACAUCCUGUCUUACUUGAAUCAUCUCCAACUUUCUUCACAUGAAAAAUGUUAAAUGUCUUCAACAUACCAACUGUCCACCAAACUGUCUGAUAAAAAUGAAUGAAAUCAGCUACCUGUUUUGAUUCAUUCUUAUCUCUUGGACUGAAUGAUAGUUUGGAGAAAAUUUUUUUAA
Messenger RNA from Ictidomys tridecemlineatus (thirteen-lined ground squirrel), 389 nucleotides. RefSeq names its product keratin-associated protein 20-2. NCBI's taxonomy places the organism in Eukaryota, Metazoa, Chordata, Mammalia, Rodentia, Sciuridae. The record is from RefSeq and is a predicted model, not a curated record.